AUGCGUGUACGGGCUGACGGUCGCGUCAGGAGCAUUGUUCGGCGUCGCUGCUGCCCAUUCAAAUGUAGUCGCCUUGGUGUUAUUCAAGUCAAAGGCUACCUUCAGAACUUCGAGAGGAUAAUCGAUGAAAACACGAGUAGCAGUUUAAUAGAUUGCCGUUACACCUUCGCCCACCGUCGCGAGCAGUUCUAUCCCGAUGGGUUGAGUACGCCGACACUGUGUGUUUGUGGUCACACCACUGACGGU
Messenger RNA from Iphiclides podalirius (scarce swallowtail), 246 nucleotides. Lineage: Eukaryota; Metazoa; Arthropoda; Insecta; Lepidoptera; Papilionidae. The record is from the annotation of a GenBank genome assembly.